Molecule: messenger RNA, 773 nt
Organism: Symsagittifera roscoffensis
Lineage: Eukaryota; Metazoa; Xenacoelomorpha; Acoela; Convolutidae
Product: LIM/homeobox protein Awh-like
Exons: 4
Coding region: 1-543 (180 amino acids)
Biological process (GO): regulation of transcription by RNA polymerase II; neuron differentiation
Cellular component (GO): nucleus
Molecular function (GO): DNA-binding transcription factor activity, RNA polymerase II-specific; RNA polymerase II transcription regulatory region sequence-specific DNA binding
Source: RefSeq, a predicted model, not a curated record
AUGCGGAGGGUGGUGUACGCUAUCUGUCUUAGGAUUUCGACGUUGAGAUCCGAGAGCGAUGGGCCGGAUGAGCCGAACGGUUGCAAUGACCUGGACUGUGGUGGAUCCCUGGGCAGUCCCCACAGUCACAAGAGCAAGAGGUCCAGAACCACCUUCUCCGAGGACCAACUUAAGGUCCUGCAAGCCAAUUUCAACAUGGACAGCAACCCCGACGGUCAGGACCUGGAGAGAAUUGCCAGUCAGACCGGACUGAGUAAGCGGGUGAUCCAGGUCUGGUUCCAGAACGCCAGAAGUCGCCAGAAGAAACACCUGUCUACAGGUAGUAGCGGUGGCAACCACAUGAAUGGGCAGCAGCAGGGGACAAAUGGGGGAGGCCCGCCCGGUGGUAUGAUGCAAGGAGGAGGCGCAGCGGGGGCAAAUCAGGCGGCGGCAAUGUUUGCAGCCAAUGCGUCCGCUGCGAAGCUUCAUCAUCACGCUCUCACUUUUGUGGGACCAUCUGGAUUUGAUGACGUCAUGUCUCCAAACCCAGUCGGACUCAUGUGAUCACGUGACAGGGUCAUAAUAGCUGCAAAAGUUCAUCAGAAUUGUCUUCCGAAACAGGCCAGCUCCGUUUAUCUAUGCAACUAACUCACCCCUCGUAGUGCUAUUAGCUUUUCCGCUGUCAAUUUAAAAAUCCGAAAACCAUGUUUGGUGUAUACAGUUCAAAAAUCAAAAAUAUUAUUCUUUUCUUGACUUUCAAUUUUGAAUCUGAAUUUUUUGUAAAACACCUUGUU